AUGUUUCGGUUGAUCCCCCGUUCAAGGACAUUACUAUCUUUACCCAAAAGAUGCGUGGCCAUCAGUCAACCCGGUUUCUCGCAUAUUCCGGCGAUGCUUUCGACUCCUUUACACUCCAAUUUCACCAGUAAACAUUAUUCUACCGUAUCCACAUUUGGAGGAACAGCAGAGCCUCCAAAACAGUUGACUAUCAAAGAAGUAGGUCAUUAUUUCAUUGUUAUCUCUUUAGGCGUUUAUAAAUCUUGAAAGCGUGGGAAUCUCUUGUAGAUUAGUUCUUUUAUUAACCAGGUCUUUGCUCCAGAAGUUUGAACGUGACCAUUUUCUUUAUGAUGCAUCGAUUUUUGCAGGUAGAAGAGAAAGUGAUCAAGGCCAUCAAAGCUUGGGACAGAUUUCCUCAAGACCGUGUUGACAAACUUACACUAGAAGCUCGUUUUGUUGAAGAUCUUGGAUUUGACUCGCUUGAUCUGGUGGAGAUUACAAUGGCACUGGAAGAUGAAUUUGGAUUUGAAAUCCCCGAAGGUGAUGUGGACAAACUGAAGACUCCCCGGGACAUUCAGAAGUACGUGUGCGAACACGAGGACAUCUUUGAGUGA
Molecule: messenger RNA, 593 nt
Organism: Bursaphelenchus xylophilus (pine wood nematode)
Lineage: Eukaryota; Metazoa; Nematoda; Chromadorea; Rhabditida; Aphelenchoididae
Source: the annotation of a GenBank genome assembly